AUUUUUUUUCUGUGACAUAAAAAAGUGAAACAUGAAGAUUCAGUUGAUACUGGCCCUCGGUCUAUUGGGGUCAGUGGUGGUACUGGCAAAUCCUUCACCCACAUUGCAACCACAGAUUGUACCCUGUGUGCAUGCUGCCACGGCAGGCUACUCGUAUCCGGCUCCGGGUCCGACGCCAUUGCCAUUGCCCCCGUCACCAGUCGAAGUGAAAUUCUCGGUAACGCCUGGAGUGACCAAGUACAGUCAGUCCCCAGCUAUAUCCACCUAUGGAGAGAAUGGCCAUAUUCUGCACACAUCGGUGGGUAGCUCAUCUGCCUCGUACGAAGCAACAGCUGGCAUUUCAGGCAUUUCGCAUGGCGGCGGAUUGACUCAGAUAAAUAAGUAUAUAGCCCCCGUAUCGAAGGCUCUGUUCACACCCUCGGCGGAAUAUGGAGGACCUGGCAUUACGUAUGCCGACAAGUCGCCAGCAUCUCAAUAUGCAGCCAUUGCGCCGUCAGGAUUUGAGAUCAAGAAUCUAGUAUCGCCGGCUAUUUCCAAAACUGUCUUGACAGCACCCAAAUUGGCCACCUACCAAACCUCACCAGUGACAACUAAAGUGGAAACCUACACUUCGCCUGGGUAUACCUAUGCCAAGGCCACGCCUGGCUACUCUAAGGUGGAGACAUACACAUCGCCGGGCUAUUCUUAUGGCGCAGCCACACCUGGCAUUUCAAAGAUCGCCACCUACUCUUCGCCUAGCAUAGACUAUGCAGCUGCCUUAGGUCCAGCAAGCACAUUGAAACUGGGCACCACUUCCUCACUCUAUGCGUCCAAGGGCUCAGGAUACGCUGCCAGUUAUGUGCCGACAUUGGCCAAGUCCUAUCUCUCAACAGAAUCUAUUCCCUCGCUCACAAAGUAUGUAUCCGGUGGCUCUUCUUAUGUGUCCAAGCCAUUGGCUCUCGCUCCUGCUAUAACUAAUGUGGCCAGCUAUGCUGCUCCUGCCAUUACCACUUACUCGGAUGCUUCUGCCCUCAAGGUAGCCAGUUAUCCGUCUCCCACGAUAUCGACAUAUGCUGCUGCUGCUCCGGCCAUUGCCAAGGUCUCUGCGGGAUAUGCGACAAGUGGUUCAGGAGCCAUUUCCCAUCAGUAUGUAUCCAAGCCCGCAAUAUCUACCAUUUCCGCAGCACCUGUGGUCGCCAAAGUAGCCAGCUAUGCUGCUCCAGCCAUUUCCACUUACUCAUCAGCUCCUGCUGUCAGCAAACUGUACAGCUAUGGCGCUCCCGCUACUGUCGGUGUGUCCUCAGGAUAUGGAGCAACAUCCCAUCAAUAUGUAUCCAAGCCCGCAGUAGCUCUUGCUCCAACCUUGUCAAAAACUUAUCUGCCGGCAGCUCCUGCCAUUGCUGUCUCUGCUCCAGCCAAAAUAGCAACCUAUGCAACUCCAGCCAUCAGCAAGAUAGCCACAGGAUAUGCAGCAAGUGGCUCGGGAGCUGUUUCUCAUCAAUAUGUCUCCAAGCCGGCAGUGGCUACCUAUGCAGCUGCUCCAGCUGUCUCCAAGGUAUUGAGCUAUGCAGCUCCUGCCAUCUCGACUUAUGCAUCUGCUCCUGCCAUUACCAAAAUAUCAAGCAGUGCAGGACCCCUGGUUUCCACUUAUUCCGCAGGACCUGCCAUUGCCAAAGUGGCAACCUACAGUCAGGCGGCUGAUGUGUCCCAUCAGUAUAUCUCCAAGCCUAUAGUUGCUGCUUAUCCAGCGCCUGCUCCUGCUGUGGUUGCCAAGGUGGCCAGCUAUGCUGCUCCUGUCGUCUCAACCUAUGCGGCUGCUCCUGCUAUUGCUAAGGUUUCUUCAGGAUAUGGGGCAAGUGGCUCGGGGGCCAUAUCGCAUCAGUAUGUGUCCAAACCAGCAGUCGCUACCAUUUCCGCAGCACCUGUGGUCGCCAAAGUGGCCAGUUACGCUGCUCCAGCCGUUGCCACCUACUCAUCUGCUCCUGUCUUAAAGAGUUAUGUUGCUCCUAGCAUCACCAAAGUGGCAACAGGAUAUGGCAGCAGUGGAUUAGGGGCGGUAUCCCAUCAAUAUGUAUCCAAGCCCGCAGUGGCUCUUGCUCCAACCUUGUCGAAAACUUAUCUGCCAGCAGCUCCUGCUAUUGCGAUCUCUGCUCCAGCCAAAAUAGCAACCUAUGCAACUCCAGCCAUCAGCAAGAUAGCCACAGGAUAUGCAGCAAGUGGCUCGGGAGCUGUUUCUCAUCAAUAUGUCUCCAAGCCAGCAGUGGCCACCUAUGCAGCUGCUCCAGCUGUUUCCAAGGUGUUGAGCUAUGCAGCUCCUGCCAUCUCGACUUAUGCAUCUGCUCCUGCCAUUACCAAAAUAUCAAGCAGUGCAGGACCCCUGGUUUCCACUUAUUCGGCAGGACCUGCCAUUGCCAAAGUGGCAACCUACAGUCAGGCGGCUGAUGUGUCCCAUCAGUAUAUAUCCAAGCCUAUAAUUGCUGCUUAUCCAGCGCCUGCUCCUGCUGUUGUUGCCAAGGUGGCCAGCUAUGCUGCCCCCGUCGUCUCAACCUAUGCGGCUGCUCCUGCUAUUGCUAAGGUCUCUUCAGGCUACGGCACCACCAGUUCAGGAGCCAUAUCGCAUCAGUAUGUGUCCAAGCCGGCAGUGUCUACCAUUUCAGCAGCUCCUGUUGUAACAAAAGUGGCAAGUUAUGCUGCCCCCGCCAUUUCAACUUACUCUUCCGCUCCUGCUACUCUUAAGGUAUCCUCAGGAUAUGGAGCCAUAGGUGCUAGCUAUGCUGCCCCCGCAAUUUCCACUUACUCAUCUGCUCCUUCUACGCUUAAAGUAUCCUCCGGAUAUGGAGCCAUCGGUUCAGGUGCGGUAUCCCAUCAAUACGUAUCCAAGCCAGCUCUGUCUACGAUUUCAGCUGCUCCAAUCACAACUAAAAUAGCUGGUUAUGCCGCUCCCGUUGUGUCCACCUAUGCCGCCGCUCCUGCUCUGACCAAAACAGCCAUCGGUUAUGGAGCAAGUGCUUCGGGAGCCGUUUCCCAUCAAUACGUAUCGAAGCCCGCUGCGGUUAUUACGCCUGCCUUGUCAAAGGCUUAUCUUCCAGCCGCUCCAGCCAUUGCCAUACCUGCUCCAGUCACAAUAGCUGCUCAUGGAGCGCCCGCGAUUACCAAACUGUCAGGAUAUGGAUAUGGAACAAGUGGAGGAGCUCUGUCCAGCAUCGGACUGACAUCCCACGGAUCUGGCACUGUCAUUGGUAAAUUGGCUGCUCCAGCCAUUGCCAAAAUACAGACAUCAGGCUAUGGUAGCUCUGGCCAUGGAGCUGUUUCCCAUCAAUAUGUGUCGAAACCGGCUCUUACACUUGCACCUGCUCUAACCAAAACCUACUUAGCAUCUGCUCCGGCUCAUCAAGUGGUCAGUACAUAUGGAUCGAGUGCUUCCCAUCAACUGGCUCCUGUUUCCAUUGGCCAUUUGGGUGAACUUGGAGGAGCAAGCCUAUCGAAAAUCUCCUCUAUACCAUCUUACUCUCUGGGUGGAAAACUAAGCACCACUGCCUUUGGCAGCCAUGGAGGAGCUUUAGGCUCUCUGGGAUCUCUUGGUCAUGGAGCUGGCUCUGGAGCUGGUUAUUAUGGUGUCAUCUCUUUGGGCCAUCAUGCGGCCACUCCUGCUCUUACCUAUCAGGGACUCUUGUCGCAAACAGCUGGCCAUGGCCAUCUGGGCUCUCCCCUCUCCGGCUAUGAGCACGGAAUCGGUGGCAUUGGACCGUUGGGUGGAGGGUUCUAUCGCUAUGCACAAGGUGUACCAGCUCUAAGUGCUCCAACGCCACUGGCUGUGGGUGGGUACCUGAAAUCAGCGCAUGUGGCUCAACCAGCAGUUCUUAAAGUGAUACCAGAGAAGCAUCUAGAACAUGUUGAUACCCAUCCACGAUAUGCCUUUGAGUACGCUGUGAAUGAUCAACAUACGGGUGAUCACAAGCAUCAGCGGGAAGAGCGUGAUGGUGAUGUGGUCAAGGGUGAAUAUUCCUUGGUCGAGCCCGAUGGAAAUGUGCGUACAGUCAAAUACUACGCCGACUGGGAGACCGGAUUCCAUGCCGAGGUUAUCAAUAGUCGUGAUCAAGGCAAAAUUGUGGCCAAACGUCAACUGGCCACUGCCAAGUCGUGAGGUUCUUUUUUUUUUGUUUAUUAGAUCAGACCACUGAUGUAUAUCCUAACAUAACCUCACUUCUCCUUCCACUCUCAAUCCACAACUUCACUUGCAGCUCGGUUUAGUCACAGAGAACUUACAGCAGCAACUGUACAUAGCCUAAAACAUUUCCAUUAAACAAAACAAAACAAAAAAUUAUAUUUAUGUAUGUAAAAAAAAGAAAACAACUCCCCCGACAUCAUCGUUAACUAUGUCACACAGGCGCCCCCUAUCAUUUGUUUCAUAUACAUAGGACUUCUCUUUCUAUAUCUCUGCCCAUGCGUUCAUCAAUUGCUUGCGCUGCUCUCUCCUUCUCUUUCUCAUAAACUAUACU
This is a messenger RNA of Drosophila willistoni, 4478 nucleotides long. It is a transcript of the gene Cpr76Bd, whose product is annotated as ice-structuring glycoprotein. The coding region runs from base 32 to 4123 and encodes 1363 amino acids. NCBI's taxonomy places the organism in Eukaryota, Metazoa, Arthropoda, Insecta, Diptera, Drosophilidae. The transcript is spliced from 4 exons. The record is from RefSeq and is a predicted model, not a curated record.